This is a messenger RNA of Effrenium voratum, 345 nucleotides long. Lineage: Eukaryota; Dinophyceae; Suessiales; Symbiodiniaceae. The record is from the annotation of a GenBank genome assembly.
AUGUAUGCUUUUGUGCUGGGCUUCCUCGUCUUCCGCAGCAACCAGGCCUACUCGCUCUUCUGGGAGAGCGUGUUUUGCCACACAGUCUUGACCAGAGUCCAGAGUGGAAUUGAAGUCUCAUCGCAUGGUCAUGGCACGGUGUUUGGGUAUCAAUUUGACUUGCUUCUGCAACGCGGAGAAAGGCAUGCAGGACUUGGGGACACUGGCUCGGGCAAUUGCUUGUCAUGGGUGAGAUUUGGCGUAGCAAGUUACGAAUUUCGCUGCUACCUGGUGAGGCGCGAAAGUAUUGCCACAGCCCCAAGUCGCAAGAAGGCUUGGCCAGGCUUGGCCCGGGUGCCAGGCUGA